This is a messenger RNA of Athene cunicularia (burrowing owl), 1806 nucleotides long. RefSeq names its product SAP domain containing ribonucleoprotein (gene SARNP). Gene Ontology annotation, cellular component: nucleus. The transcript has 6 exons. Gene Ontology annotation, biological process: poly(A)+ mRNA export from nucleus. Bases 139 to 459 code for a protein of 106 amino acids. Lineage: Eukaryota; Metazoa; Chordata; Aves; Strigiformes; Strigidae. The record is from RefSeq and is a predicted model, not a curated record.
UCCUCCCAACUCCUUGGCUUGCAGGAGGAAGAGCAGAAGCCGGCAGAGCCGCCCGUCAAAGUGGAAGAGCCUCCUGUAAAAUCUCCUGACGUGAUUACAGAAAAGAAGGUGGUGAAAAUAACGUCGGAGAUAUCGCAGAUGGAGCGGAUGCAGAAGAGGGCUGAGCGCUUCAACGUGCCCGUCAGCCUGGAGAGCAAGAAGGCAGCGCGGGCAGCUCGGUUUGGUUUGGCCACAGUUUCGACUAAAGGCCUCUCUGCAGACAGCAAACCCACGGUAAACAUGGAUAAAUUAAAGGAAAGGGCUCAAAGAUUUGGGUUGAAUGUCUCCUCGCUCUCCAAGAAGGUAAGGUGCCUUGGCCUCCAGGACACUUUGCCCCUCCAGCUGAGCCGGUGCCCCGGCUCGUGGCGCCGUGGCCGCUCGGAGCCUGGGUGCUGCCGGAGGUUUCACGUCUCGUCCUGAGCCCCGGCCCCCGGGGAGCCCCGUCAGCGCCGCUUCCUUCCUGCCCCCCUCCCGGUUGUGCUUGCGGGGGUGACUCCGGGCAUGGCUGAGGGCGCGUUACGGCUCAUAGGGGUGUGGAAUUUUCAGAUUGUUCACCGAAUCUUUGCCUGGGAAGAGCCGCCCUUCGGCGGGCCGUUGCCUUCCCGGCGUUUGACUCGCGCUGUGCAAGUGCCCGUUUCUGGGGGCGGUGGGAGCCAGGUCUGUAAUGACCGAGGUAAUGAGCUCUCUGAAGAGAAGGCAUCCAGAGCUCCCUGGUAGGAAAUAACCCUUUGAAGUACAAAUGAGAUGAGCUUUGUAGGGGGACGGAUUUGGUCUUAAAGCUGUUUAUUUUUUCCAAGAGAGAAAUAGAGGGGAGCUUCCGAGCGCGACCCCCUCCUCUGGUCCUCGUAGCUAGGAAGAGGUUUAGCUCAGCCCUCGCACUGCCUGCGGGGCUGUCGGUGGGGCUGGAACGGUGCUGGGGGGGGGCCCACGGGGAUGUGCGUGGAGGCAAACGUCUGCCGGGGAGGGGUGCGAUCGUCCCCUGCCCAAACGUGUUCGGUAGCGAACGGGGGAGAAGAUGAAUUCAGUGUGUUCGGGGAAAACAGAAGAAAGGAUAAAUAUAUACUCGGAGAUUAAUACAACAUCCUGUGUGCUUCCCAAACAAAAAUAGCCUUUUCCUCUUCUGGGCUGUAACGAGCCUCGUGCUGCAGCACUGUUCAGAAAUAGCGGUGAGGGAAAAAGAAUCGUCCAGCUCUAGCAGCUGGAUGGUGUUGGCAUGGAGACCUCUCCUCUCGCUGCGGAAAAGGGUAAGAGCCAGGGGAGGUUCAUCUUCUCUCCAUCCCUGUGAAAUAAGCCCCUCUCCUCCUCGGGGGGAUGGAUUUGACCUUUUCCGCUGCAUGUUUCUCCACGUACGAGCGUUCUGCUUUAUUCCACCGGCCCUGGGAAUUCACUGAUGUAGAAAAUAUCUGGCAUUGGAGGUCGCUGUUCCCCCCCCCCCUUCCCUCUCCUGUCCCUUUGGGGGUGGGGGAAGGAGGCCAGUGCAUUAAAGCCGGGAUAUGUGGAGCUCAGGGUGAGAGGCUGCUCAAACAUCAUUAACCCUGUCACUAGGAGCUCCCAUUUUUCAGGAGGAAUAUAUGCCUUGUCAGUGUUUAUGGCCGUGGCCUUCCCCGGGUAGGAUUGUGUGCCUGCAGCUUAAUGAAGCCGGGCUUACGGAGGGAGCGGGCUCCCGUGGCCCCCGCCCCGGCAAAAACCUGCACCCACCGCAGCGCGAGGGCCGGCGCCCGCGCCUCGCUGCGUCCUCAGAGCUCCCCGUCGUCCCGGCGGAGACCG